CUUGCCUCACCGAGCUCCGAGCUGCUCGAGCUCCUGCCGAAGGGCGUGACGCCAUGGCGGGUGACGCCAUGGCGGCGCGGGAGGGCGUGCGGAAGAGCACCGUGGAAGCCAUCCACAUGCAUCAGUCAGUGGAUCCCUCGCGAUGGUGCGUGAGCCGUGCGGAUCUCCAGGCUUUGCAACGGCAGGUGGCCAACGCGAUCCAGGAGGGCUGGCUGCCUGGCAAGGAGUCCAGCAGUGACGAAAGCAGUCCAGACAGUCUGGAGGAGGAGGCGGAAGAGGAGGAGUUUGGCCCAAGCAUUUACACCGUGAACGAGCACUACAUCAAGCCUGUGACCUUGCGAGCUGGGAAGAUGAGCUGGGCGCUGAUGAUGCAUCCGGAGGGCUUAAACUGCGACGUUUUCGUCAGUCAUGCUUGGCAGGAAGGUAUUUUUGAGUUUCUCUACAAAGUCUUUUGGUCUUGGCCUCCACGAGCACGUCAUGCAUGGUGCUGUAUGCUGGCAAACCCUCAGCACUUGAACAUUGGGUCUAUGCUGCUAUCGCCCAAGACUUCGCCAUUUGCUCUUGCUUUGCAGGCUUCCCGAUAUGUUUUGGUUGUGCCAAACAGACAUCGAAGCGUCUACACUCGGCUUUGGUGCGGCUAUGAGGCGUAUGUCGCAGCAGAAAAAUCGAAGACCAUUCGCAUCGCCUGUCAACCUCAUUUGCACCGAGUACGUUGGAGCUUGGCUUUGACAUUGGUGCCUUUGUUCUUGGGCAUUUUCGUUGGUCUCUUUGGACUCUGGAAGGAGUUGGACAUGAGAUUUGGCGCGGUUGUGAUGUCAUUGGCAUCGCUUGCCAGUGCCAAUAUGAAACAAAACCGAUGCUGGAUGGUGUCCAACUACAUUGGUCUUUUUGCUUCAGCUUGUAUCGCCACCAUUUGGAUUCCGCUCCACAAGAAUGAUGUCUUGGAGCACUUCUUUGAAGUCAAAGCUCAGUUGGCCACGAUGUACGAGGCGGCACUGUGGUUCUCCGCCAUUUUGUUCUUCUUCUUUGCCGAGUUGGACCGGAUCAGAAGCAGAAACAUCACCAGUGAAGGUCAACAGCUGCGCAAAGACUAUCAGGGAUCCAUCCGCUAUGCAUCUUGCUCGGAGCCCUCGGACAUGCGAAACAUUUGGGAGGAGAUCGGCUCUAAUGUAGCUGACGUGGAUCGUGCCAUCAGCGUGCUGAUCUCUGCCGGCACCAGUUCUCCAGCCUUGCGCUCCUGCGCCCAGAGGGGCAUCCAGAUUGCGGGUGCGGCGCAUGCGGAGCUGGCCGUUUGCGUGGUCUUCCUAGGGCCCAUGCUGGUGGUGGCCUUCAGUCAAGUGAUCAUCAUUUCCUGGCACAGGUCAACUUACAAGCCCUGCCUGGUCAUCGAGGCCAUAGGAGUGCUCGCUCGGUUUCUUUUUCUGGUCCUCUUUUAUUUGAGACCUGCUGAUGAGAGAUGCUUCAUGUUGAAAGUGCUCACCAAGUUGAUCACCUGGGUCCUAUUCCCCACGGCCCUCACGGUCGGCAUCCUCGCUGGUCUUGAGAAGACGGAGGAUCCCGUCGGACUCUCCUUGCUGAUGGCCCUGGCCAUUGCGGCGCGGAACGAGGGGACAGAGCUGCUGAGCCUCUUUCACGCCACCUUUAUGCCACUUGGGACGGCAGGCUAUGACCGCACAGGUGGAAGUGGGUGGAAGCGGAAGAGUGUUUGAAUGGAAGGACCCUGGUCCACUGUGACUGUGCACCACUCGACCUGGUUCCCAGUCUCAGUGUGCCAUCUCCUGUGCGUGAACCCACGUUACUUAUUACUGACAGCCUUAGUAUUCAGAUGUGAACCCAUCCCCCACAUCUAUCAAGCCGUUCAAGCCCAAGUUGAAGCCUUAAAUACGCUUGUUGCAUCUUCCCCACAGAGUACCUGGCCCAGUUUUUGGGAUACUGUCCUAGCACGGGUUGCGAAGGACUGUCCACGAUACGGGCUACCCGCUCGCUUUCACAUGUUUACUUCUGUAUCAACUUUUAACACAACCCCUCGAGACAUUGACACAACCCCUCGAGACUUAAAUGACCUCUGUUUACCAAGCAUAUCUUGCUUCAGACUGUUCUGGGAGUUUGGAUCAGGCCACUUUCGCCCUUCCAUUGUUCCCUGUGCCACGAGAAAUCCGCGCAGAGCAAGUUGGGCGAAUCUGGGCAAAUUUGUUGCCAACAUAGUGUCCCUUUCACUUUCGCGAAAUGUCCAUCUACCGUGAAUACUGCCAUGCAACCUUGGUUGCAGUCCCACUUCGGCGACAGUAUUGCAAGUCCUGUAGCUCCCCCAGAACUGACCCUAUUCGGACAUGUCAGCUUCCAAAUAGUGGCAGUGUCAGUCUUCGACAUAUCAAUCUAUGUCUAUAUAUACCUUAUCUAUCCUUAUCUCAUGAAUACAUAAGAAUCAACGGCCCAUCCACCACUGCGAGAUGCUUUCAUAGCACCUUUGUGGUGGCGGCAAUCAUCGCCUGGAUGGGCAUCGAAGGCAUGUUGGCCCUGCCAGGUACGGCGGGUGCGCCUGGGUGGAAGCGGUGGCUGGACCCAGGGAAGGGACGGUGUUGAAAGAUGCAGGAUGUGUAAUGUGUACGAAUUCCUCAUAUAUAAAACAAUGUUCAAGCAUUAUUUAAGAUUUACAACAUAGGUGUUGAUUGUGGAGAGAGAAUCAGAUUGAUUGCUUGUUUAAGUUUUUUUUAAAGUCAAUCUUUAGCAAGGGAGCACGCCUGGGAGUCCAGUGCUUCUGGUAUUUCUAGUAAUCCUCCCCUAUGAAUGAACCAUUUUGCAUCAUCAUGUUGCAUGUCGUAGUUGGCCACAGCUUGACGUGACUCCAGUCUGGCUUGACAGCGCAGGUGGCCCCUGCUUGCUGCAAUGCUUCCUGUCACGACCAGCCGUUUGCUGCUGUGAUUCUCGAGUAGUCGAUGAGUAAAAUGAUG
Messenger RNA from Durusdinium trenchii, 2951 nucleotides. Lineage: Eukaryota; Dinophyceae; Suessiales; Symbiodiniaceae. The record is from the annotation of a GenBank genome assembly.